UCAUUCGUACACUUUUCUCUUUCCCUCUAUUUUUAGCAAAUUUAACAAAUUCUGUUUACAAUAAUUUUCUGUAUUUUAUUUAUUUCAUUUCUGGAGUUUUGUAGAAGAAAAUAAAAAUGGCAGGAGCACCAGAAGAUGUACACCCACAAAAGGCAUUUGGAUGGGCUUCUACUGAUUCAUCUGGAAUCCUCUCCCCCUUCAAUUUCUCCAGGAGGGCAACAGGAGAACAAGAUGUGACUUUCAAAGUGUUGUAUUGUGGCGUUUGUCACUCCGAUCUUCACUUCAUUAAAAAUGAAUGGGGGAAUGCCUCUUAUCCUGCUGUGCCUGGGCAUGAGAUUGUAGGGGUGGUUACAGAAGUAGGAAGCAAGGUGCAAAACUUCAAAGUAGGGGACAAAGUUGGGGUAGGAUGCAUGGUCGGAGCCUGCCAUUCAUGUGAUAGCUGUGGCAAGCAUCUUGAGAAUUACUGCCCCAAAGUGCUUCUAACCUAUGGAUCGACUUACUACGAUGGCACCCCUACAUAUGGUGGUUACUCUGAUAUCAUGGUGGUUGAUGAGAAUUUUGCUGUUCGCAUUCCUGAGAACAUGGAACUCGAUGCCACAGCCCCUCUUCUAUGUGCUGGUAUCACUGUCUACAGCCCUUUGAAGUACUUUGAGCUCGACAAACCUGGACUCCAUGUUGGUGUUGUUGGCCUUGGUGGUUUAGGCCACAUGGCUGUCAAAUUUGCUAAGGCUUUCGGGGCUAAGGUUACUGUUAUUAGUACCUCGCCUAACAAGAAGGAGGAAGCUGUCAAUCGUCUUGGUGCUGAUUUCUUUUUGGUCAGCCGUGACCCUCAGCAGUUGCAGGCUGCUGUUGGAACAAUGGAUGGCAUAAUUGAUACAGUCUCAGCAGCUCACCCUCUGUUACCAUUGAUCGCUCUGCUAAAAACUCACGGAAAGUUGGUCAUGGUUGGUGCUCCAGACAGACCUCUUGAGUUGCCAAUCUUCCCUCUGCUUAUGGGUAGGAAGAUCGUAGCUGGAAGUUGCAUUGGAGGAAUGAAAGAGACACAGGAAAUGAUUGAUUUUGCUGCCAAGCAUGAUAUUAAAGCAGAUAUUGAGGUUAUUCCAGUGGAUUAUGUCAACACAGCCAUGGAGCGACUACUCAAAGCAGAUGUUAGAUAUCGUUUUGUCAUCGACAUUGCUAACACAAUGAAAGCUGAAUGAAGAUACAACCAUUUUACUGAUAUUAAGACGGAGCCUAUGAUAUGCUGUGAUUUUCUAUAACAAAGUCUUGUUUGAAAUACUUCAUAAUAAUUUCGGCUGAUCUCAAAACAUUUAUUUUUCAUUUUGUAUGAGAAACAUAUAUGUACAACAAUCAAUGUUUUAAUCUAUCUAUUGAAAUCAGCAUGUUGUCGAAA
This is a messenger RNA of Spinacia oleracea (spinach), 1393 nucleotides long. RefSeq names its product probable mannitol dehydrogenase. The coding region runs from base 117 to 1199 and encodes 360 amino acids. Gene Ontology annotation, molecular function: zinc ion binding; oxidoreductase activity, acting on the CH-OH group of donors, NAD or NADP as acceptor. The record is from RefSeq and is a predicted model, not a curated record. NCBI's taxonomy places the organism in Eukaryota, Viridiplantae, Streptophyta, Magnoliopsida, Caryophyllales, Amaranthaceae. The transcript is spliced from 5 exons.